AUGAAUUCUAAAACAUUAUUGCGCCCUCUACAAAAGUUGAAAAAGAUACCAAAGAGCUCUUACACAAUCACCAAGACUGUCAUAACACAAGCUAAACAGAGAGACAAUGCUGUCCUCGAUGACAACCUUGAAGAGACCAGCGACAUCUUCUCGAAUUCCUCGCCAACUUUUAUCAAGCGAAUAGACGAGCUUAAGGCAGGGAGUGCCCUUCAAUGGCCUAGGCUAGAAUCACAUCAAAGUACACUCACUAUCAGAGAAUUUUGCGAAAGAUGGAAGCACUUAGCACCCAAAGAAUACGCGAAAGAAGACGGCAGCUUCUGUAUCAGAGGCAAGCUUUUAGCGUGUAGAGUCAUGGGAACUCGACUCAUAUUCAUAGAUUUAAUGCAGGAGGGCGAGACGGUACAAGUAAAAGCAAAUCUUUCAGCACUCUCCAAAACAUCUGAAGUCUCGGAAAGAGAUUUUCAACGUCUGUACCACCUACUUCAAAGAGGUGACUAUAUUUCUGUUGUGGGUCACGCGCACCGUACCGAAGCCGGGCAGAUUACAGUCAUGGCUGAUACGCUUCCCGAGAUUAUUUCGCCGUCUUUAGCUUGUCUGCCAAGAUCACUGCUCAAUCAAGGGACUCGAAUGCAAAAUCGACAUGUAGAUUUAAUUCUCAAUCAAAAACUUCAGCAGACUCUACGUAUGCGAUUUCAGUUGAUACAAACUUUGCGAAAUCUUUUAUUAAAUGAUAACUUUGUUGAGGUUCAGACUCCGUUGAUAGCAGACAAAGCAAGUGGUGCAUUUGCAAGACCGUUCAUCACAUCAUCGGCUGUUAUAUCUGACAAAAAACUAGCUUUACGCGUAGCUCCUGAGCUAUGGCUAAAAAGACUUAUAAUAGGAGGAUUUGACAGGGUUUUCGAGAUAGGAUCUGCCUUCCGUAACGAAGGAUUUGAUGCUAAUCAUAACCCUGAAUUCACAACUUGCGAAUUCUACAAAGCAUUCACGGAUUUAGAGGAGCUGAUGAGCAGGACUGAAGAGUUACUUUUGGGACUAGCAAAGGCCGCCCACUACAUCCGAGAAGAGCGCCUAAGGACAUUACCAAAGGUCUAUAUAGACAAUUUUCGGCCGCCUUUCAAGCGUAUUAGUUUUAUUCCAGCUAUCGAGUUUGCGCUUGGCGAGAGUCUGCCCGAUUUAGCGACAGAAGAUGCCGAAGAAAAUAUCAUCAACUUAUUUAAGAGACAUAAAAUCCCUCUCAUAAAAUCACCAACCUUGCCACGUCUUUUGGACAAGCUUUCUGCACAUUUUCUGGAACCCAUGUGUAUUAAGCCAACAUUCAUCACACAUCAUCCAGCAUGCAUGGCUCCACUAGCGAAAUCAUUUCUAGAUCCUGUGUCCAAUCAAAUUGUUUCAGCCAGAGCGGAACUAUUUGCCAAUAACAAGGAACUUGCAAAUAUGUAUGAGGAAGAGAACUCCCCAAUUAAACAACGAUCCAAUUUUGAAAAGCAGGGAAAGUUCAGAGACAUUGAAAAUGACGGAUACGUUGACGAGAGCUAUCUUUCAGCAUUAGAAUGGGGCCUUCCCCCGACGGGGGGAUGGGGUUGCGGAAUAGAGAGGCUUGUUAUGCUGCUUACAGGAUCGGAAAGAAUAAACGAAGUUUUAAGCUUCGGUAGCUUAAAGAACGUUGUUAACCUUGGGAAAGCAUCCUCUUCUUAA
Messenger RNA from Blumeria graminis f. sp. triticale, 1695 nucleotides. The record is from the annotation of a GenBank genome assembly. Lineage: Eukaryota; Fungi; Ascomycota; Leotiomycetes; Helotiales; Erysiphaceae.